This is a messenger RNA of Marmota monax (woodchuck), 2806 nucleotides long. It is a transcript of the gene Inpp1, whose product is annotated as inositol polyphosphate-1-phosphatase. Gene Ontology annotation, molecular function: inositol-1,4-bisphosphate 1-phosphatase activity. The record is from RefSeq and is a predicted model, not a curated record. The transcript is spliced from 6 exons. Gene Ontology annotation, biological process: phosphatidylinositol phosphate biosynthetic process. NCBI's taxonomy places the organism in Eukaryota, Metazoa, Chordata, Mammalia, Rodentia, Sciuridae. The coding region runs from base 482 to 1681 and encodes 399 amino acids.
GGAAACGAGGGGGCGGCGACCUGGCGGAUGCUGAGCACUGCAAUCCGAGGCCAAGCUAGGCAGCGCGACGGCCUGGCUUAACCCUCCCUUCCCGUGACCUCCGCCGUCCUCCCCGCCCCUCGUCCUCCAGCUGAGCCUGCGGCCGGACGCCUGGCGCCCCUCUCCUAGCCUCCUACACCCGGGCCACCUCCUCCUCCCCCGGAUCAUUUUCCUCCUCCUCCUUUUCUCCUCCCCCGCCUCUUCCGUUUCUCAAGAGAAAGGCUGUAGCCUCCUUCUCGGCUCCUCAUCCCCGGCUUAGGUAAUACGUUUUCCUCCUUACGCCAGCCACCGGCUCCCCAGCCACCAUCUCUCUCCUCCUCGGAUCUGGGGCUGGGGCUGGCUGAGCGGCGCGCGUUCCAUCGCCUCUCCGGAGGGUAGCUGACAGCCCAGAGAGUGGGAGCCGAUUCCACCAGAAGCUGCCACUGAAAACCAAAGUUCAGAAAUGUCAGAGAUCCUCCAGGAACUGCUCCGUGUCUCAGAGAAAGCUGCCAACAUCGCCCGGGCAUGCAGGCAGCAGGAAGCUCUCUUCCAGCUGCUCAUUGAAGAAAAGAAGGAGGGAGAAAAGAACAAGAAGUUCACAGUUGAUUUCAAGACCCUGGCUGAUGUACUGGUGCAGGAAGUUAUAAAACAGAAUAUGGAGAACAAGUUUCCAGGCUUGGAAAAAAAUAUUUUUGGAGAAGAAUCCAAUGAAUUUACUAAUGAUUUGGGGGAAAAGAUUAUCAUAAAGCUGUGUUCGACAGAGGAAGAAACAGCCCAGCUUCUUAGCAAAGUCCUUAAUGGUAACAAAUCAGCAUCUGAAGCACUAGCCAAGGUUGUCCAUCAGGAUGUCACCUUUGCUGAUGCAGCUCUGGAUUCCAUAGUGAUCAACAUUCCACAGGACCUUAUGGGAAUUUGGGUGGAUCCCAUAGAUUCAACUUAUCAGUAUAUUAAAGGUUCUGCUGACAUUCAAUCCAAUCAAGGAAUAUUCCCCUCUGGACUUCAGUGUGUCACUAUUUUAAUUGGUGUCUAUGACAUACACACAGGAGUGCCUCUCAUGGGAGUCAUCAAUCAACCUUUUGUGUCACAAGACCUAAACACUCUCAGGUGGAAAGGACAGUGUUACUGGGGCCUUUCUUACAUGGGGACCAACAUCCAUUCACUUGAGCGGGCCAUCUCUAAAAGAAAUGGCAGUGAAAAGCGAACUGAGAACUCCAACCCGGAGUCAGAGUCCUCCUGGGCUUUUUCAGCAGUCAUCAGCACUAGUGAGAAGGAGACCAUCAAGGCCGCGUUAGCCCGCGUGUGCGGAGAGAGGAUCUUCCGGGCAGCAGGGGCUGGUUACAAGAGCCUCUGUGUUGUCCAAGGCCUCGUUGACAUUUACAUCUUUUCAGAAGACACCACGUUCAAGUGGGACUCUUGUGCUGCUCAUGCCAUCCUGAGGGCCAUGGGCGGGGGAAUAGUGGACAUGAAAGAAUGCUUAGAAAGGCAUCCAGACUCUGGGCUGGAUUUGCCCCAGCUGCUGUACCACCUGGAAAAUGAAGGUGCCACUGGGGUGGAUCGCUGGGCCAACAAGGGAGGACUCAUUGCUUACAGAUCCAGGAAGCGGCUGGAGACGUUCCUGAGCCUCCUUGUCCAAAACCUAGCUCCUUUGGAGACACAGGCAUAGAGGUCUCUGGCCUCAAAGUACAUAUAAGCCAAACUGCAACUGUUAUUUCUAUCUUUUGAAGAUAGUUUUGUCCUAUUGUUGGCUAACAUUCGCCUUCCUCUUUUGAGGAAUAUUUUUCCAUUAUGUGUUCAUAAUGUUAAUUUCAGUAAAUUAAUGACAUUCAUGCAGUAAAUUGAUGUAUGAUAUUCUUACAGUGAAUAUGGUGUUAAUGUUGCUUGAAACUUAUUCAAUAAAAUAUUGAAGAAAGAGGAAAAAUCCUAUUCAAUUCGCAGAACUACUCUAAACCUCUAAGUUAUAGAAGAAUGGUCACUGAAAUAUUAGGGAGAAUACAGGAGGGGUUUGCUUGGGUUUUGUUUCCUGUCUUGAAGGCAAAAUCUGCCUGUGUGGAACAUUCAGAACUGUAAAUUUCCAUAAAUGUAGCAAAAUCCAUGUACUUUCAAAAGUAUCGUUUCUCUUGAGAAGGAAAGGCUAGAGCACUGUGGACCCCCUCCCACCUGCUCAGAGACAGUGAGGGAAUUAGAGAAAAGGAAUUAGAUAGAAAUCCUCACAGUGAGUGGGAGAGAUGCAAUGUGGCAGGGUGCAGAGGAGGGAAGUGUCAUUGAGAGAGAAGAGCAAGGACCAUAGAUGCACAGAGACCCAAGAGAGACAUUUCUGCAUAAGGGAAUGGAGUAGAGAUUUCUAUGACUUUUGUAUAUUUACUACACAAGAGAUAGCUUUGUGUGUACCAGUUCCCAUAUUGAUUAUUCUCUGAUAUGAACAUGAACCGUGGUUAUUAGGUUUUUGUUUUUGUCUAUGUUAGCUGCCCUGCCAACCCUGUAGUGCCUACCAAAGGGAAUCAAUCAAUGAAUCGGCGCUGAUCACUGUGUGCUCUCUGGGGGCCAAAGGAUGUUCCUCCAAAGUUGUUUUUUUUUCUUCUGUCCUAAAUUAAAAAAAAAAAAAAUUGACACUAAUAGUUGCAUAUGUUUAAUAUUGUACAAAAUAAUGUUUUGGAAUAUGCAUACAUCUUGAAAUGACUACAUCAAGCUAUUAAUAUUUGCAUUGUCAUUAUUUUUGUGUGUAUGUUGAGAACACUUAAAAUAUCCUCCAUUAGCAAUUUUCAAAUAUACAAUUCAUUUUUAUUAACUA